This is a messenger RNA of Aquila chrysaetos chrysaetos, 2850 nucleotides long. RefSeq names its product ubiquitin-conjugating enzyme E2 variant 1. The coding region runs from base 60 to 503 and encodes 147 amino acids. Lineage: Eukaryota; Metazoa; Chordata; Aves; Accipitriformes; Accipitridae. The record is from RefSeq and is a predicted model, not a curated record. Gene Ontology annotation, biological process: DNA damage tolerance; protein K63-linked ubiquitination. The transcript has 4 exons. Gene Ontology annotation, cellular component: nucleus.
ACUUCCCGCGUUGCGUUGACGUGUGGGAGGGGGCGGGGCUCCAGCGGCAGCGGCACAAGAUGGCGGCCACCACGGGUGCGGGAGUAAAAGUUCCUCGUAAUUUUCGUCUGUUGGAAGAACUUGAAGAAGGUCAGAAAGGAGUAGGUGAUGGAACAGUUAGCUGGGGCCUUGAAGAUGAUGAAGAUAUGACACUUACAAGAUGGACAGGAAUGAUUAUUGGGCCUCCAAGAACAAUUUAUGAAAACAGAAUAUACAGCCUUAAAAUAGAAUGUGGGCCUAAGUAUCCAGAAGCACCUCCAUUUGUAAGAUUUGUAACAAAAAUUAAUAUGAAUGGAGUAAAUAGUUCUAAUGGAGUGGUGGACCCCAGAGCCAUAUCAGUCCUAGCAAAAUGGCAGAAUUCUUAUAGUAUCAAAGUUGUUCUGCAAGAGCUUCGGCGUCUAAUGAUGUCUAAAGAAAAUAUGAAACUUCCUCAGCCACCUGAAGGACAAUGUUACAGCAAUUAAUUAAAAAAAAAAACCACAAACAUGCCCCCCUUAUUCAAUUUAAGCUGUCUUCAUUUUCCACAGUAGUAAAUUUUCUAGAUGCAUCUUGUAGACCUCAAAAUACUGGAAAGGAAGUUCCCAUUCAAAGGAAGUUUUUCUUGAGAUACUGUAAAUGAUACUAAUUUUUUUCAUUUGAAAUAUAAGUUGUGCUAUAACAAAUAAUCCUGUCGUGUAACCACUGUCCACAUAGCUGAACUUCUGGUAUCAGGAAAAGUCUAUUUAAAUUUAUUACUGUCAAGACCAGUGUGGCACAUCUAACUUAACUGUGAAAGCAUACAUCCCACAAUCACCUUGCUGUGUGUCUGGCCUGGGUUUUUUUUUUUCUUUUUCUGUCUUUUGCAAUAGAGUCAAAGCUCAGGGCUAUUUAUUAGAGUAGACACAAAGGUUUUUGCUUCCAGUACUACACUGGGCUUUAUGGACUACUAGUGGGGAUGUGUGCUAACCUCAGUCAUCCCUCCCUUUGUGCUAUCUCUAGUAAAGGCUGAAUGUGACUGUGGUUGGUUUUGGUUGUUUUUGGUUUUUUUUAAAUGCCCUGAUAAUCUAGGGCAAGCUUUCCUUCUUCCCUUUGGCCAAGGCAUAGAUUGUAUUUCUCUUCCUGGUCCCCCUCACCAGUGACAUGGGCUUUGGGUGAGGGAUUCAGGGUUCUUUUAAUCUCUUCCCUCUUCCCCUCUUUUAGUGGGGGUGCUGCUUUCUUUUUGCCCCUCUUUGUGACUCUUCUGACCCCUGGCCAGCAGGGGUAAGUGUUGGGGCAAUAACUUGACCUGUUCCCUCUUGCUUAUCAUUUUGGUUUUGCAACAAAUUUAGUCUUCACCAGCCUGGGAAACAAGAGUAUCUAUUCUGCUCGCAAACUUGGAUUUUCCCUGUCCCUCCAGCACUGCUGCCACACCGCCAAGCUGGCCACGGCUGAUGUUAUUAGAUAGGCUUUUGACAUGGUGAAAAGAGCAGUAAUUUACCAGGAUUGCCGAAAUCUUCUGCUGCCAAACUUUAAUGGGGAAACUCUGCACAUAGAGAUUCUGAACACAUGCUCCAGCUCAAAUAGUUCUAUUUUGGUGCUUUGGAUUGACCCAAGAAUGUUAAUUAACAAAAUGUUGCACUUAAGUUUGGCCAUUCUAAAGAUGCGAUGACUCCAGACAAAUCAAAUCAGUGUAGUAGAUUUUAUUAGGAUUCUGUAAGUCUUAGAAGAGAAAUCUCUUCAGUGAAGAUUUUGGGGAAGCAGUGCAUACAGCAGAUUGAGGACCUUUAUUGGCUUUGCAUCCUGGCAAAUCACUGCCUUUUCUGGUUUACUGUUUCGGACCACUAACUGCUGAAAUGUGGAUGCAAGCUUACAUACAACCAACCUAGUGUGUCCUAAGUUUUAUGAAAAAUUCAGUGUUUGUGUAAAAAAAAGAAAAAAAAAGAAAAAAAGAAAAAUUAAAAAUAAACACAUUUUAAAGCAGCAGCUAUCAAGUCAAUGAACAAUUGAUGUUUCCAUUAACUCUUUUGAGGAAAAUAUUAGUUGUAAGGAUUUAACAUCCUCUGUAAUUAAAGUUUAACAUAACAGUAUUCCAUAAGCAGCCUUUUUAUUGUAUCAGACCAUUGCCUGAUUUUAAUAUAAUAAAAAGUGUGCAUUAAUAUUAGAAGGCUUUAAUUGUAUUUAUGUUUAGAAUUUUGAUCCCUUAUGGAAUUCUUGAUUUGUUGGAAGUAUCUUCCUACAGAUCACAUUUAGCUAACAGUAUGUAAACUGGUGGCGAAAGGCAAUUGUCUUUAUCCAGCUGCUGCUGCUGUGCCAAGGAGAAUCUUUAGUUUUAGUUUAAACCUCAGACUCCCAUAGACUUGGCAAUUGGUAACAUUAGUGGUGCUAAGGAACUGCUGAAAUGAAUUUCUAGAUACAUGUGCUGUCUGAAGGUACUCUGUCAUUGCAAUGACCUUUAUGUGCUGUAGUCCUGAGGAAAUCAAAUCCCCAUACAGUUGCAUGUUACGCUGUCUGUCAAGUUCAAGGAGAGCUUCACAACCUGAAAUUCUACCUGUUUUCCCUCAAAUAGUGAAGUGUAAAAAGCUGACCACCUCUCCAAAUCUGGAUAAAAAUGGGGCUGUGAAAUUUUGGCCUUUUCCAAGCAUAAAGCAUCUCCACUUCAGAGGAUUGCCAGAAGGUACUCGUGCAUUCACUUCAGCGUUGUGGUGAAACAAGGUUGUUCCUGGGUUAGGAAUGAAAAAGGGAAUGACCUUUUGUGAAACUUUGUGAAACUUGCUGCUGGCUUCUAGCCUGGAAUACUACUCAAUCCUUUGGUAGCUCGGAGGGUAUGAAGACAAUGAGAUUAAUACUUCGUCA